UGGCGCCGCGCGAUGGGCGGGGAGUGGUCCGCGCUGCGAUGGCAGCUCCCGGCAGCAGCAGGACCGGCCGGCCUCUCAGCCCCGCUCGGAGCCCAGCCUCCUGACGCCGCCCGGGGGCGAGGUCUCGCGGACCUCCGCCGCUGUCAUGUAUCCGCCGCCGCCGGAGCCGCGUCGGGAUUUCAUCUCGGUGACGCUGAGCUCUGGCCGGAGCUACGACGACAGCAAGGGCCCGAGACGGCGCUCCUGCUGGCGGCAAUGGAAGCAGCUGUCGAGGUUACAGCGGAACGUGAUUCUCCUCCUGCUGGCGUUUCUCGCGCUCUGCGGCCUCCUGUCCUUCGUCAGCCUGGCUGAGGAGUGGAAAGCCCUGGAGGGCAGGUCGUCGGAAGAACUGAACGUGAGACCAGCCAACCCACCCAUCCUGCCAGCUCCUCGGAAAGCAGAGGCGAAGCCGGAAACCCUCCCGGGGGGCCCACCGCAGAGGCCUCAGAGGCAUUUCCGCCGGGGACCCCCCAAGCUGCAGAUGAGAGCCCCCGAGAGCGAUGCCAAGGACAGGGGGCAGGAUGCGGCGGCCCCGGGGGCGGGGGCGGGCGGCGCUGGCUGGGAAGGCGCCGCGCAGAGAACCAGCUGGAGAGGAGCCGCGACAGAGCCGGAGCAGGGCACCCGAGACCCCUUGAGGAAGGCAGAGGGCACCCCCAAGCCUUCCCCGCAGGCUGCGAGGAUCCCACAGGAUCCAGCCCAGCAGAACGAGCGCCAGCAGGCCGUGGUGGAGGCCUUCCGCCACGCGUGGGCCGGGUACCACAAGUUUGCCUGGGGCCACGACGAGCUGAAGCCCGUGUCGCGGUCCUUCGCCGAGUGGUUCGGCCUCGGCCUCACGCUGAUCGACUCCUUGGACACCAUGUGGAUUCUGGGCCUGAAGAAAGAAUUUGCAGAGGCCAGGGAGUGGGUGUCCGAGAAACUGUGGUUUCAGAAGAACGUGGACGUCAAUCUGUUUGAGAGCACGAUCCGGAUCCUGGGGGGGCUCCUGAGCGCCUUCCACCUGUCGGGGGACGACCUCUUCCUGGAGAAGGCUGAGGACUUUGGAAAUCGCUUGAUGCCUGCGUUCCAAACACCCUCGAAGAUUCCGUACUCCGACGUCAACAUCGGCACUGGAGUUGCUCACCCGCCCCGAUGGACCUCCGACAGCACGGUGGCCGAGGUGACAAGCAUUCAGCUGGAGUUCCGGGAGCUGUCCCGUCUCACGGGCAACAAGAAGUUUCAGGAGGCGGUGGAGCAGGUGGCGAGGCACGUGCACUCCCUGUCGGGCAAGAAGGACGGGCUGGUGCCCAUGUUCAUCAACACCAACAGCGGGCUCUUCACCCACCUGGGCGUGUUCACCUUGGGCGCCAGGGCCGACAGCUACUACGAGUACCUGCUGAAGCAGUGGAUCCAGGGCGGGAAGACGGAGACGCAGCUGCGGGACGACUACCUGGAAGCCGUGGAGGGGAUCAGGAGGCACCUCCUGGGCAGGUCGGAGCCCCGGAAGCUCACCUUCGUGGGGGAGCUUGCCCACGGCCACUUCAGCGCCAAGAUGGACCACCUGGUGUGCUUCCUGCCGGGGACACUGGCUCUGGGCGCCCACCACGGCCUGCCCGCUGACCACAUGGAGCUGGCCCGGGCGCUCAUGGACACCUGCUACCAGAUGAACCGUCAGAUGGAGACGGGGCUGAGCCCCGAAAUCGCGCACUUCAACCUGUAUUCCCAGAAGGCCGCGAAGGACGUGCAGGUCAAGCCGGCUGACAGGCACAACCUGCUGCGGCCCGAGACGGUCGAGAGCCUCUUCUACCUGUACCGCUUCACGGGCGAGCGCAAGUACCAGGACUGGGGCUGGGAGAUCCUGCAGAGCUUCAACGCGUACACCAGGGUCCCCUCGGGCGGCUACUCGUCCAUCGGCAACGUCCAGGAUGCCCGCAACCCCCAGCCCAGGGACAAGAUGGAGAGCUUCUUCCUCGGGGAGACCCUCAAGUACCUGUACCUGCUCUUCUCCGACGACCCGGACCUGCUCAGCCUGGACGCCUACGUCUUCAACACCGAGGCGCACCCCCUGCCCAUCUGGGCCCCCGCCUAGGGCGGGCCCGCUGCCCGGUGGGCGCGGCUCGGGGCUCUGCCGCGCGUGGUCGCCGAGGGCGCCUGUCGGCAAGACCCUGGCCCUGCCCUCGGCUGUGCGGCGCCCACCCAGCUGGCGGGACGUGCUCCGGGCCGGGCCGAUGGCAGAGGCCAGCGGCCGUCCGGCCCGGGACGUUUCGGGUCCUCGUAGGCGCUUGAGGGGGCUGCUGGCGCCCUCUCUCCGCCUCUGGCUCCGGGCGCCUCGCCUGGUUGUCAUCAGGACACUGGCCAUCAGGAGCCCGUCGGAACACGUCAGCGCUGUGAUGUGGGGAGGCCCUGCCCCCGGGAGCCUUCCGCCUCCUUCCUGAGAAGAUCAGAUUCUGACUCGAUUCCCGAGGCCCGGGUGCCUCCUGCUGCUGCGCCGCGCACGGGCUCCGUGGGGGUCCCGGGGCCUGCGGUCACCCUGGGCCACUCGGGGUCCCCGGAGGCGCGAUGUGGUGGUCAGAGACGGGAGCCGAGGGGCCAGCCCGGGUGCGGCUCAGCCUCGAGGUCUCAGAGCCUGUGGACGUGCCCUGACCCCAGGGUCUCGGGGUGUCCGUGACCUUAUGGGCAGCAGCCGGGCUCCGGCAGCUGCAGUGUUUACACGUUGGACUCAGGGAUCCUCCCCCUGCCCUGCAGGUGCGGGGCGGGGCGGGGCGGGGCUGGGCGGGAAGGUCACCUGCUCCCAGGCCAGCUCCGUGGAGGGACUUUUCAGUCAGGAUAAAUGUACGUUUGUUUUAACUGGU
This is a messenger RNA of Sus scrofa (pig), 2867 nucleotides long. RefSeq names its product mannosidase alpha class 1B member 1 (gene MAN1B1). The record is from RefSeq and is a predicted model, not a curated record. Gene Ontology annotation, biological process: carbohydrate metabolic process; mannose trimming involved in glycoprotein ERAD pathway. NCBI's taxonomy places the organism in Eukaryota, Metazoa, Chordata, Mammalia, Artiodactyla, Suidae. Gene Ontology annotation, cellular component: membrane; endoplasmic reticulum. Gene Ontology annotation, molecular function: calcium ion binding; mannosyl-oligosaccharide 1,2-alpha-mannosidase activity.